This is a messenger RNA of Bombus huntii, 1700 nucleotides long. RefSeq lists its product as uncharacterized. Gene Ontology annotation, cellular component: membrane. Gene Ontology annotation, biological process: transmembrane transport. Gene Ontology annotation, molecular function: transmembrane transporter activity. Bases 1 to 1677 code for a protein of 558 amino acids. The transcript has a single exon. The record is from RefSeq and is a predicted model, not a curated record. NCBI's taxonomy places the organism in Eukaryota, Metazoa, Arthropoda, Insecta, Hymenoptera, Apidae.
AUGGGCUUGGUCGGUACAGUCAACGGAUGGAUAAAGAUUUCACUUGCCCACCUAACAACUGGAUGCGGCGACGUGCCGCUAAUGUUAACAGAGGACGAAUCUUCAUGGGUCGUUUCUUUGACAGUACUUGGUUCAAUGAUCGGUUCACUUCUGGCUGCCCAGUUGGCCGAUCGCAUCGGUCGUAAAUACUGCCUCCUUGUAUGCAGCACAAUGUUCACCAUAGGCUGGUUAAUCAUCUGCUUCGCAACAUCCGCGCCAAUGCUAUACCUUGCUGGAGUGACUUUAGGUAUAGGCGUUGGUAUUGCCCACACGAUAAAUCCCAUGUUCGUAUCAGAAGUCGCCGACAUCAAAUACAGAGGAUCUAUAGGUGUUCUAAUCGCAGCGAACGUAAAUUCGGGGAUACUACUAACCUACGCACUAUCAGUAUGGCUGACGUAUAAGUUACAGCUGGCGUUUCUUGUAAUAAUAUCCCUUAUAUCCAUCUUGACGACCUUGUACUUCCCCGAAACUCCGUAUUUCUUGGUGGCAAAAGGUCAAAAGGAGCAAGCAUGCAAGUCGAUAGUAUAUUACAAAUGCAUCGAAGAUCCUGACAAAGUGAAAAUGGAACUACGUACUUUACGCGAUCAAGUCAGACACGAAUUACACCAACAAGUCAGAUACGAAUUACUCCAACAAUCCACGAGCGAUUUACACUCAGAAUCAGGACGCGAUUUACCCCCACAAUCCAGAAGCGAUUUACCAUCACAAUCCAGAAGCGAUUUACCCUCACAAUCCACAUACGUAAUACAUUCAGAAGUCGUAAGUGAAGAACACCAGCAACCCACAGGUGAAUUACGCCCACAAUCCUUGCGCGAAUUACACUCACAAUCUAGAAGCCAUUUACGCAAACAAUCCAGUGUGGAUUCACAAGAAUCAACGGACAUACCUGAGACAUACAUGGAGUUAUCUAAAUAUACCUGCUUAGACAAGCUGCGAGCAAUACUACAACGAAGCAACAGGAAUGCUCUGUUUAUCAUGCUUGGCUUGAUCAUGGCACAACAACUUAGCGGAAACUUCUCCGUUACGGAGUACCUGGAACAAGACAUUGACAGAAAAUGGGCCACUUUCAGUCCGCAGGAUGCGAUGAUUUUUGUCCAGGUUGUCCGCUAUGUAUCUGGCUAUAUAGCCAUGCUAAUAGUGACAUAUUGUGGAAGAAGGAAACUUUUGAUUGUGUCUACGAUGGGGUCAUGUCUUUCAUUGAUUAUUUUUGCAGGUUGUCUUUUCUUAGAUCAACAUAACUUUGACCACCCCACCUUCACUAUUGUUUCCAUUCAUUUCUUAAGUGGGUAUCAAUUAUUGUUUCAAAUUGGUUUAGGACUGUUACCCAAUGUUCUCCUAUGCGACUUAUUUCCUACGGAACUAAAAGGCAUUGUUGGUGCCAUCGUUGUCAUUUUCAAUGGUAUAGUUGGUUUUACCGCGACGAAACUGAAUCAAGUGAUUAUCGAGAAUGUAGAAUGGCAUGCGAUUUUCACUAUCUUCGCAACAUUAUGCAGCUUGGCAUUUCUGAUGGUGUUCAUAUGGGUACCGGAAACAAAAGGAAAAACAUAUAACGAGAUUGAAGCGCUUCUAGCUGGUGAAAAUUUGAAUUCAUCGAAUGAAGAAGUUAGCAGCGAUGAAAUGGAUAGUCGUGAAAUAUGACAGGAGAAAAUGCACUGACAAUC